UCUAACUCCUGAUUCAAUUGAUCAAUAGGGAUGAAAUUGGCUACCUACCUCUUAUCAAUACUGGCGAUAAACGCCUUGGGGUGUUCUGCUUACGGUACUGUUACAGGAGUUCCUCCUUCCAAGCAAAAGCUCUACGAACCAACGAUAGAUUCCUCUGGUCGCAAAACCUGGCAUUGCCUUAGUGAUCCUUCUAUAGUUCUUUCAUACGAUCAGAUCAAUGAUAACUAUUGCGAUUGUCCAGACGGAUCUGACGAGCCUGGUACCAAUGCAUGUCCAUAUAACCCAGAACAAAAAUUCUAUUGUGCAAAUGAAGGGUAUGUUUCAGGGUAUAUAGAAAAUUUCAAAUUGAACGAUGGGGUUUGCGAUUACGAUUUGUGCUGCGAUGGUUCCGAUGAAUAUUUGACUGGAAAGUGUCCUAAUAAAUGUGAAGAAAUUCGCCAGCAGUUUGAGAAUUAUAAAGAAUUGGUUUAUAGAGAGACCGAAGAAUCGCUCUUGAUAAAAGAGCAAAUGGUAGAAAAAGCAAAAAUCAUUAAAGAAAAGGUUACUAAGAAGCUAGAAGAAACACAGCAAGAGAUUCAUGCUAAGGAGAAAGAGUUGGAAGAAUUGAGUGUUCAAUUGAGAGAUGAAGAAAUAAGAAUUCAGCUGGAACCCGAAAUUUCUGAAGAUUUGAGCUCCUCAAUCUUUGAGGAAGUAUCUCCUUUACUUAAUGACUUGGUUGAAUCAAUUAAGUCUCAUACUGAAGAAAAAAAAUCCCAAGAGCUAAGACUUGAAAAAUUAGAAGAAUUACUUUCCAAUUUAAUCGAGAACUACAAUCCUAAUUUCAAUGAUCAAGUCGUUAAACAGACAGUAAACAAGUUUCAAGACUAUUUAUCUAAUCUUGAAGAAGCUUCAAAUAAUGAAAAGGCAUCUCCUCAUUCGGUUUUAGAAAGUUUGUCUGAAAAAUUGAAAGAAUUUGCUUGUCAUCCAGUAUCUACCAUCAAGAAAAAUGUCGAUGAGCUUGUUAACCCUACAUUUUCAAAUAUGAUCAAUUUUUAUUAUACGACCUUCUUCAAAUCCAACAAAGGGCAAAAAUCAGAUAAACCCGUUGACCUGAGUGAUUCAAAAAAGAGUCAAUUGGCCUUCGAAUUGGAAGACAAGAUUCAAGACUUGAAGAAAGCUAUAAAGUCAUUGCAAUCAGAAGCAGCUGUUUAUCAAGAAAACUUGGAAAUAGACUUUGGUAAAGAUGAAAUAUUAAGGGCAGUUGCAGGAAGUUGGGUUAAUGACAAAUUUGGUGAAUACGAUUAUAGAGUUGGAUUCUUGGAUUCUAUUUACCAAGAUAAAACAUUAAUCGGAAGAUUUGUUUCUUACGAGAAUGGUAGAUUAAAGUAUGCCAAAGGUACUAAAUGUUGGAAUGGUCCUCAUAGAAGUGGUGAAGUGGAAUUAUUAUGUGGUCCAAAAAAUGAGUUGGUAGCUGUUAGUGAACUUGAAAAAUGUGAAUAUCUUUUCCAAAUUCGUACUCCAAUAGCCUGUGAAAAAAUUACUGAUGAUUACUUAAUUAAAAACUUUAAAGUCGAUUAUAGUUUAUUGUAAAUUAUAAAUAUAUGAUACAAG
Molecule: messenger RNA, 1590 nt
Organism: Hyphopichia burtonii NRRL Y-1933
Lineage: Eukaryota; Fungi; Ascomycota; Pichiomycetes; Serinales; Debaryomycetaceae
Exons: 1
Coding region: 31-1569 (512 amino acids)
Biological process (GO): N-glycan processing
Cellular component (GO): glucosidase II complex
Source: RefSeq, a predicted model, not a curated record